UAGCAUUUCUGUUAUAUAAUUCUCUUCUUGUGACUCUGAAGCCAUAUAUUUUUAUAUAAAUUAUUUUCCUUUCUUUUGAGUAUGGCACUUGUUUGAGUUAAUUCAUUCUUUCUUCUUUCUCUCUCUCUCUUCUUUUAAGAAUGAGUGGCAAGCGUGUCUCAGAGCUUUUCCUCUUCUUAUUUGAAGAGUGUUUAUAUAAGCAUGUGAAAAGACACCAUUGGAGUAGAGAAUAGAAGGUUACCUAGAUUUUACAUUUUCUUCCAAUUAUUAUAUAUGUUAGAACAUUUUGUUAUUGAACUUGCUUUAAUGGGGUUCUUUUUAUUAUUAUUAUUAAUUUGGUAAGAUACAUGUUUGAGGUUUUGUCUAGUUGUCUAGCUAUCACUUACAUCUUUCUAUUUGAUUCCUUAGAAUCUUCAGAAUUGGUAUGUUUCUUUCUUCUUUUGGCAAAACAACAACACCAUCAUUCUUAAAUGUUAUAUAUAUAUAUGCCUUUCGUAUCGAAGCUCUUAUGCUUUUUUCUCUUUUGGGCUUGUUAAGAUUACUAAACUUGGAAGAAAAACUCCUAAAUUAAUGGUCAGAAGCUCACCAUGAAUUUAACUUUUCUCCUCUUAAUAUUAUUCAUUCUAUGCUUCUGGGCACAAUGCUUAAAUGGAGCCUCAUCAUCAUCAUCAUCAAGACCUGCAGAAGUGAAUGUUGGAGCUAUUUUCACAUUAAAAACAAUCAAUGGUAGAGUCUCAAAGAUUGCUAUUAAGGCAGCAGAACAUGAUGUGAACUCAGAUAAGAGUGUUCUUGGUGGGACUAAAUUGUCUAUCUCUUUUCAUGAUUCCAACUUCAGUGGAUUUCUUGGCAUUGUUGGUGCACUUAGAUAUAUGGGGUCUGAUACUGUUGCUAUAAUUGGUCCACAAAAUGCUGUAAUGGCCCAUGUACUUUCACAUCUUGCAAAUGAGCUUCAUAUUCCAUUAUUGUCUUUUACAGCUCUUGAUCCUAACCUAUCACCUAUACAGUACCCUUAUUUUGUUCAAACUGCACCUAAUGACUUAUUCCAGAUGGCUGCCAUUGCAGACAUGGUUAGUUAUUUCGGUUGGUCUGAUGUCAUUGCAAUUUUCACUGAUGAUGAUCAAAGUAGAAAUGGGGUAACUGCAUUGGGUGAUAAACUUGCUGAAAAGCUUUGUAAAAUCUCCUACAAAGCAGCACUUCCACCUGAUCCAAAAGCAACUAGAAUUGAUGUUGAGAAACAGUUGGUACAGAUUCGUAUGAUGGAGAGUAGAGUGAUUGUCUUACACACAUUUUCUUAUUCGGGUAAGCUUGUUUUCGAAGUGGCAAAAGAGCUUGGAAUGAUGGAAUCAGGUUAUGUUUGGAUAGCUUCAACUUGGUUAUCUACUGUUUUGGAUUCACUUUCACCACUUCCAUCUAAUACUGUUAAAUCUAUUCAAGGAGCUCUCACACUUCGUCCACAUACACCUGAUUCAGACAAGAAAAGCGCCUUCAUUGCUCGGUGGAACCAGUUGAGUAAUGGCUCUAUUGGGUUGAACCCUUAUGGUUUGUAUGCCUAUGAUACAGUUUGGAUUAUUGCUAGAGCUUUGAAAAGGCUUUUGGAUCAAGGGGGUAACAUUUCAUUCUCUAGUAACACAAACUUAAAAAGUCACUCAAAAGGGACUUUGAAUCUUGGUGCAUUGAGCAAUUUUGAUGGUGGGGAAAAUCUACUCAACAACAUAUUACAAACCAGAAUGAUAGGCCUAACUGGAUCACUAGGAUUCAAUCUAGACAGAUUCCCAAGGAGACCUUCUUUUGACAUUAUUAAUGUAAUUGGUAAUGGAUACAAACAGAUUGGAUAUUGGUCUAACUAUUCUGGUCUCUCUGUUGAUUCCCCAGAGGUACUUUAUACCAAGGCACCAAACAAGUCCUUUGCACACCAACAUUUGGACAGUGUAGAAUGGCCAGGAGGAACAAGGAUCACACCUCGCGGAUGGGUUUUUCGGGACAAUGGGAGGAAACUGAGAAUUGGUGUUCCAAAGAGAGUUAGUUAUAAGAACUUUGUAUCACAAAUAAAUGGUACUGAUAUGGUUCAUGGAUACUGCAUUGAUGUGUUUCGCGCUGCUAUAAGGCAACUUCCCUAUCCAGUUCCUUAUAAGUUUAUUCUAUUUGGAGAUGGUCAUAAGAAUCCAAGCUAUUCAGAGCUUGUUAACAUGGUUUCAUCUGGUGUUUUUGAUGCUGCUGUAGGUGACAUUACCAUUGUCACAAACAGAACAAAGAUUGUGGAUUUCACUCAGCCUUAUAUAGAAUCAGGGUUACUUGUGGUGACACCAGUCAGGAAGUUGAACUCAAUUGCUUGGGCAUUCUUGAGACCAUUUACACCACUCAUGUGGGCUGUCACAACAGUUUUUUUCUUUUUUGUUGGUGCAGUGGUUUGGGUACUUGAACAUAGAAUAAAUGAUGAGUUUAGAGGGCCACCAAAGAAACAGAUUAUCACAAUGAUAUGGUUUAGUCUCUCUACUAUGUUUUUUGCACAUAGAGAAAACACAAUGAGCACUCUUGGCCGGUUUGUGAUGCUUAUCUGGCUUUUCGUCGUUCUGAUCAUAACCUCGAGCUAUACUGCUAACCUGACAUCAAUUCUCACAGUACAACACUUAUCAUCUCCCAUAACUGGAAUUGAUACAUUGGUAACAAGCAAUCAACCAGUAGGAUUUCAAGUAGGAUCAUUCGCCGAAAACUACUUAAGGGAAGAACUCAACAUCCCACAAUCUAGACUUGUUGCUCUUGGCUCACCUCAAGAAUAUGCUAUGGCACUUGAGAAUGGAACUGUGGCUGCUGUCAUCGACGAAAGACCAUACAUUGAGCUCUUCCUUUCAGAGCAUUGUAUGUUCGCAAUUCGUGGCCAAGAAUUCACCAAAAGUGGCUGGGGAUUUGCAUUUCCAAAAGACUCACCAUUAGCCAUUGACAUGUCAACAGCCAUGUUAACUCUCUCAGAGAAUGGAGAUCUCCAAAAGAUUCAUUCAAAAUGGUUAGCUAAAAAGGCUUGUAAUGCACAAAUAUCAGACUUUCAAUCAGAACAGCUUCCAUUACAAAGCUUUUGGGGACUAUUUGUGAUCUCUGGCAUUGUGUGUUGUGUCUCUAUUUCAAUCUACUGUUACAAAGUUAUACGCCAAUUCAAACUGAGUUUCCCUCGUGUGAAUGACCCUUCUGGACAUGGAAGCUCUCGUUCUGAACGUGUCAUGCAUUUCUUAGCAUUCAUUGAUGAGAAAGAGGAAGACCAGUCAAGUGUAAAGACAUUGAAAAGAAAAAGAAGUAAUGAUCUUUAUGAAAGUAGUAAUGGGAUAGAAGAUGAGUCAAGGCAUAAUGGUAGAACUUGGCCUCAGUAGCUAAUUGCUGUGAUAGUAUAGAACUAAUUGUUUUAACAAGUUUGAUCUAGUUUUACUAUUAACAAAAAAUCAUAUUAGGAGGAAAAGUGUUAGAGAGUCUCCGUUGAUAAUGUUGUGAGAGAUUAAUACUAUUUAUAAGAUGCAUAAAUUACUUUUUUUUUAUUGUUAAUUAAUUUUGAGAUGAAAUUUGUGCA
Molecule: messenger RNA, 3553 nt
Organism: Cannabis sativa
Lineage: Eukaryota; Viridiplantae; Streptophyta; Magnoliopsida; Rosales; Cannabaceae
Product: glutamate receptor 3.2
Exons: 6
Coding region: 588-3359 (923 amino acids)
Cellular component (GO): plasma membrane
Molecular function (GO): glutamate-gated receptor activity
Source: RefSeq, a predicted model, not a curated record